AAAAGUACAGGAAUUUUAGUUUGCUGUGCCUACUUUAUAUUUUUUGUUUACUAAAAUAGAAAACCAAAACCAUGUUUUCUUCGAUAAAAGCUGCAGCUAACAUGUCUUUGAGGCCCUACAGCGUUAAUGCCUCUGAUGUUUGCUCCAGACUUAAAGGGAAAGUGGCAAUAGUAACUGCAUCGACAGAUGGCAUAGGCUACGCCAUCGCCCACCGGCUGGGCAAGGAAGGCGCUUCGGUGGUCGUCAGCAGUAGAAAAGAAGACAAUGUGAGGAGUGCGGUGGAGAACUUGAAGAAGGAAGGCAUAGCCGUAGAGGGAGUCGUGUGCCACGUGGGCAACGCGGAGCAGAGGAAACUACUAUUUGAAACAGCCAAAAGCAAGUUUGGAGGUCUUGAUAUCCUGGUCUCAAAUGCAGCAGUCAACCCUUCAGUAUCGCCAAUUUUGGAGACUGAAGAGAAGGCAUGGGAUAAAAUAUUUGAAAUCAACGUAAAAUGCUCAUGGCUGCUGGCUAAAGAGGCUUACCCGCAUCUGUUGCAAAGGGGAGGCGGAAAUAUUGUUUUUGUUUCAUCUAUCGCUGCCUACCAACCAAUGCAGCCUUUAGGCGCAUACAGUGUGAGCAAGACAACGUUACUGGGCCUUACAAGAGCAUUAGCCACUGAAAUAGUUCACGACAACAUCAGAGUGAAUGGUGUCGCCCCUGGCAUCGUGGCUACUAAAUUCGCAUCAGCUAUUACCACUUCAGAGGCUGGUAAGGAGCAAAGUCUAUCGAUUGUCCCAAUGCGGAGGUUCGGAAAACCAUCGGAGAUUGCGGGUACUGUCGCAUUUUUGGUGUCAGAUGAUUCCAGCUACGUCACGGGCGAAACCAUUUCUACAGCUGGGGGUGCUUAUGCACACCUGUGAGAUUAUUAUUCCGAUAAUGUUUUAGCUUUUAAGAAUGUGAUAUGUUAUUAAUUAAUUAUAAUGGGUGAAUGGUAUUUAGGUUUCUGGUAAUCAACCGAAAAUAAAGCAUUUGUUUUCAGCAUC
Molecule: messenger RNA, 1022 nt
Organism: Plutella xylostella (diamondback moth)
Lineage: Eukaryota; Metazoa; Arthropoda; Insecta; Lepidoptera; Plutellidae
Gene: Dhrs4
Product: Dehydrogenase/reductase 4
Molecular function (GO): carbonyl reductase (NADPH) activity
Source: RefSeq, a predicted model, not a curated record